CUGGUUUACGGUUACAAUAACACGUACCUAAUUAAUCGAGCCCAACGGAAUCGUCUUCUUCGUCUUCGGUUAUCACGUAAUGUCAAACAAAUUUUGUCGCCGAUUUAUUAUCACUUAACUAUUUCUUAUAUAAGGACGUGAAAAGCAUGUUGCGAUGGCAUUACGAUUAAAUCCAGUUAUCCGGCUAAGUCUUGGAAUGAAGUGGUCGGCUCUAGUUGUCUACCUGAUCGCGUGUUCCUUGGAACUUAAGGUAGGUAACCUACAUGAACAACAUACAGAACUGGCAUAGGUACAUAAAUUAUAAAAUCUACGGGUAAUCAAACGGAAAAUCGAAUAAUUACUUCAAACUUCUUUUGCGAUUGAGUAUUUUAAAUUCUGACUGAAGCGAGUAAUAGGUAUAUCGGUUUUACCUCGACUUGUAAUACUUUAUAAUCAUAAGCGCUUUUCAUUAUCAAUGGUUUAUCGUCGCGUACAAAUAUAAAUUAAAUUACUUUAUAUAUCUUUUCUUUUAAUAACUUUCUUACAAAAACAGUGGCCCGCCCAUCAGCAGUAUUAACCCGCUUUUGUAUGUACACUUUUUACUAUAACUGAAAAUUGCAAUUCAUAUUAUGAUAAAUACCUAUAUUAAAACACGUUAUAAUUUAAAUAAAAAAAUAAUAAAAAAUUGUUGUUUAAAAACGUAUCGUUUUUUCCUCAAUUAGGGUUCCAAUGGAAUUCUCGCGGGUCCUCAUGCCGCACUAGCUGACUCUGAUGACGCGGCGCAGCACGAAACGUUGCCGAUCGUCUCCUUGCUCAAUACUCUGUGUUCGUCUUCCACGCUGAAAUCUUUACCUGCUCCGGCCCUAGUGUCCAUUGCGAACACAUUGUCGGCCACGCCACAGCUCUUCAAAGCUCUACCCCCGUCUACGCUCACCGAUCUUCUGAGCGCCGUUUCUUCGUCACCUGCAACGCUCAAAGAAUUACCCCCCAUUUCCAUCCUCGUAUUGCUCGCCGCGGUAUCGGCCGCGGCUCCCUCGGCGAUCACCUCUAUACCUCCCACCGUGAUAUUUCCGCUCCUGAAAACUUUGUCCGGAUCCGGUCUCUUGCCACCACCCGGAUCUUCACCAAACACGGUUUUCACCCAACUGCCUCCCCUGCCUUCGCCAUCGGCACAAGUCAUCGUUCCGGGUCCGGCUCCGGGUCCCAUGUUUAUAAAUUUGCCAAAAGCCUCACGCAGACCGCCGCCAAUUUUCAUGCCGUCUGGACCGCCUCCGUCCAUCGUCAUAUCCAUCCCUCAGCCGUGUCCGGUCCCGCCGUUGGUCGCGCCGGGCUCCACGCCUGGUCCCAUAGUGAUCAGCGAAGACAACACGGCUGGUUCACCAGCUCCAAUAAUUGUGCCGCCCCCUAAAGCCCCAAAUAUAUACUUCACCACACACCCGUCAAAAUCGUACGACUGUACUUCGACAAACGAUAGAAAAUGUCCACAAAACUGUUAUCAACCGCCAUUUGAAAUGCCCAGAGUAUACGCCUUGCCACCAGGUGUUUUGCCCACACCGCAAUAUUUUCAGUUAUCUAAAAAAAGCACUUGAAAAACCCGCCUUUUGUUAUAAUGUUUCAUGAAUAUAUCCUAUUGUAAAUUGAAACGAGAGAAUAAAUUUAGAUGCGAU
This is a messenger RNA of Cinara cedri, 1646 nucleotides long. The record is from the annotation of a GenBank genome assembly. Lineage: Eukaryota; Metazoa; Arthropoda; Insecta; Hemiptera; Aphididae.